This is a messenger RNA of Closterium sp. NIES-65, 2955 nucleotides long. The record is from the annotation of a GenBank genome assembly. Lineage: Eukaryota; Viridiplantae; Streptophyta; Zygnematophyceae; Desmidiales; Closteriaceae.
AUGGACGUGGACGUGGACAUGGACGUGGACGUGGACGUGGACGUGGACGUGGACGUGGACGUGGACGUGGACGUGGACGUGGACGUGGACGUGGACGUGGACGUGGACGUGGACGUGGACGUGGACAUGGACGUGGACAUGGACGUGGACGUGGACGUGGACGUGGACGUGGACGUGGACGUGGACGUGGACGUGGACGUGGACGUGGACAUGGACGUGGACGUGGACGUGGACGUGGACGUGGACGUGGACGUGGACGUGGACGUGGACGUGGACGUGGACGUGGACGUGGACGUGGACGUGGACGUGGACAUGGACGUGGACGUGGACGUGGACGUGGACGUGGACGUGGACAUGGACGUGGACGUGGACGUGGACGUGGACAUGGACGUGGACGUGGACGUGGACGUGGACGUGGACGUGGACGUGGACGUGGACGUGGACAUGGACAUGGACGUGGACGUGGACGUGGACAUGGACGUGGACAUGGACGUGGACAUGGACGUGGACGUGGACAUGGACGUGGACGUGGACAUGGACGUGGACGUGGACGUGGACGUGGACGUGGACGUGGACGACGUGGACGUGGAGGACGUGGACGUGGACGUGGAGGACGUGGACGUGGACAUGGACGUGGACAUGGACGUGGACAUGGACGUGGACGUGGACAUGGACGUGGACGUGGACGUGGACAUGGACGUGGACAUGGACGUGGACGUGGACAUGGACGUGGACAUGGACGUGGAGAUGGACGUGGACAUGGACGUGGACAUGGACGUGGACAUGGACGUGGACGUGGACGUGGACGUGGACGUGGACAUGGACGUGGACGUGGACGUGGACAUGGACGUGGACAUGGACGUGGACAUGGACGUGGACGUGGACGUGGACGUGGACGUGGACGUGGACAUGGACGUGGACGUGGACGUGGACGUGGACGUGGACGUGGACGUGGACGUGGACGUGGACAUGGACGUGGACGUGGACGUGGACGUGGACGUGGACGUGGACGUGGACAUGGACGUGGACGUGGACGUGGACAUGGACGUGGACAUGGACGUGGACGUGGACGUGGACGUGGACAUGGACGUGGACGUGGACGUGGACGUGGACGUGGACGUGGACGUGGACGUGGACAUGGACGUGGACGUGGACGUGGACGUGGACGUGGACGUGGACGUGGACGUGGACAUGGACGUGGACAUGGACGUGGACAUGGACGUGGACGUGGACAUGGACGUGGACGUGGACGUGGACGUGGACGUGGACAUGGACGUGGACGUGGACAUGGACGUGGACGUGGACGUGGACGUGGACGUGGACGUGGACGUGGACGUGGACAUGGACGUGGACAUGGACGUGGACGUGGACGUGGACGUGGACGGACGUGGACAUGGACGUGGACGUGGACGUGGACGUGGACAUGGACGUGGACAUGGACGUGGACGUGGACGUGGACAUGGACGUGGACAUGGACGUGGACAUGGACAUGGACGUGGACGUGGACGUGGACGUGGACGUGGACAUGGACGUGGACGUGGACGUGGACAUGGACGUGGACGUGGACGUGGACGUGGACAUGGACGUGGACGUGGACGUGGACAUGGACGUGGACGUGGACGUGGACGUGGACAUGGACGUGGACAUGGACGUGGACGUGGACGUGGACAUGGACGUGGACGUGGACGUGGACAUGGACAUGGACGUGGACGUGGACGUGGACGUGGACAUGGACGUGGACGUGGACGUGGACGUGGACAUGGACGUGGACGUGGACGUGGACAUGGACGUGGACGUGGACGUGGACGUGGACGUGGACGUGGACAUGGACGUGGACAUGGACGUGGACGUGGACAUGGACGUGGACAUGGACGUGGACGUGGACGUGGACGUGGACGUGGACAUGGACGUGGACAUGGACGUGGACGUGGACGUGGACGUGGACGUGGACGUGGACGGACGUGGACGUGGACGUGGACGUGGACGUGGACGGGACAUGGACGUGGACGUGGACGUGGACGUGGACGUGACGUGGACGUGGACGUGGACGUGGACGUGGACGUGGACGUGGACAUGGACGUGGACAUGGACGUGGACGUGGACGUGGACAUGGACGUGGACAUGGACGUGGACGUGGACGUGGACGUGGACAUGGACGUGGACAUGGACGUGGACAUGGACGUGGACGUGGACAUGGACGUGGACGUGGACGUGGACGUGGACGACGUGGACGUGGACGUGGACGUGGGACGUGGACGUGGACAUGGACGUGGACGUGGACGUGGACAUGGACGUGGACGUGGACAUGGACGUGGACAUGGACGUGGACGUGGACGUGGACGUGGACGUGGACGUGGACGUGGACGUGGACGUGGACGUGGACGUGGACGUGGACGUGGACGUGGACGUGGACGUGGACGUGACGUGGACGUGGACGUGGACGUGGACGUGGACGUGGACAUGGACGUGGACGUGGACGUGGACAUGGACGUGGACGUGGACGUGGACGUGGACGUGGACGUGGACAUGGACGUGGACGUGGACGUGGAUGGACGUGGACAUGGACGUGGACAUGUGGACGUGGACGUGGACAUGGACGUGGACGUGGACGUGGACGUGGACGGACGUGGACGUGGACUGACGAUGGACGUGGACGUGGACGUGGACGUGGACGUGGACGUGGACGUGGACAUGGACGUGGACAUGGACGUGGACGUGGACGUGGACGUGGACGUGGACGUGGACGUGGACAUGGACGUGGACGUGGACGUGGACGUGGACGUGGACGUGGACGUGGACGUGGACGUGGACAUGGACGUGGACAUGGACGUGGACGUGGACGUGGACAUGGACGUGGACGUGGACGUGGACGUGGACGUGGACGUGGACACGUGGACGUGGACGUGGACGUGGACGUGGACGUGGACAUGGACGUGGACGUGGACGUGGACGUGA